Messenger RNA from Aspergillus oryzae RIB40, 1935 nucleotides. Its product is annotated as sulfatase family protein. Gene Ontology annotation, biological process: phenol-containing compound metabolic process. Lineage: Eukaryota; Fungi; Ascomycota; Eurotiomycetes; Eurotiales; Aspergillaceae. The transcript has 6 exons. The record is from RefSeq and is a predicted model, not a curated record. The coding region runs from base 1 to 1935 and encodes 644 amino acids. Gene Ontology annotation, molecular function: N-acetylglucosamine-6-sulfatase activity; glycosaminoglycan binding; arylsulfatase activity.
AUGAAGGUCAUGUUCGGAACAUGGCUGCUUUGGGGCCUUGCGACGGCCGCCAAACAGCCAAAUAUCUUGUUUAUCCUUACGGAUGAUCAGGGCAAACUCAUCGGUGGACUGGACCACAUGCCUAAGCUGCAGGAAAACCUUAUCCAAAAAGGAGCAACCUACCCCAAACACUAUUGCUCCGUAGCCCUAUGUUGCCCAUCCAGAGCCAACCUCUGGACAGGUCGCAUGCCACACAACACCAACAUCACAGACGUUGGCCUACCAUACGGUGGAUACCCCAAGGUAGUCAGCGCAGGCUGGAACGACAACUACCUACCGAUCUGGAUGCAAGAAGCCGGCUACGAUACAUACUACGUCGGCAAGCUCUGGAAUUCACAUACAGAAGAAAACUACAACAACCCUUACGCGAAGGGGUUCAAUGGUUCCGACUUCCUCCUCGACCCAUGGACCUACCGGUAUUACAACGCUAAAAUGACCCGUAACGGGGAGACACCCGUCAGCUACGCUGGCCAAUACUCGACCGAUGUGAUCAAGAACAAGUCAUUGGGCUUUUUGGAUGAAGCGUUAGCGAACCCGGAUCGCCCGUGGAUGCUUACUAUUGCGCCGAACGCGCCGCACUCGAAUGGAUCCCAGGAUGCAGUGACGGGUGCGACUUGGUUUGGUGAGCCUGAAUAUGCGCCGCGCCAUGCGCAGCUCUUUAAGGAAUAUAAGAUUCCCCGUGAUGAGAGUUUCAAUAAGAUCAUUGAUGGGGCUGUCGGGUGGGUUGCUGACUUGCCAACGCUCACCGAGGAGGAAAUUAACUAUAUCGAUGAGUUCCAGCGGUGUCGGUUACGGGCGCUUCAGGCUGUUGAUGAGAUGAUUGGUGAGCUUUUCGAGAAGCUUGAUAAGGCUGGUGUGCUUAACAAUACGUAUAUCUUCUUUUCUACGGAUAAUGGGUACCAUAUUGGUCAGCAUGCUAUGCAGCCUGGGAAGAAUUGUGGAUAUGAAACGGAUAUCAACAUUCCUUUAUUCAUUCGCGGUCCUGGCAUUCCUCAGAAUCAAACAAUUGAUGUCGUCACUAGCCACACUGAUCUUGCGCCUACUUUCCUCUCCAUUGCGGGCACGACGAGAGAUGGCCUGGAUGGAAAGAAGAUCCCGACUACCAUCGAUGCGGGUAACGCAGAUAAUAAGUCGGAGCAUGUAGCAAUCGAGUACUGGGGAAUUGCUGUUCCCGAAGGUAUCUACGGCUACAAAAGCGACAAUGACAGCCAGCCAGGCAAUAGCUAUAGAAACAACACGUACAAAGGGCUACGACUCGUCUCAGACGACUAUAGUCUUUACUAUUCAGUCUGGUGCACUAACGACAAAGAAUUCUACAAUCUAAAGGUACCUAACGCCCAUCAAUCCUAUACCAUCGCCAACCGUCACCUCGGCCAGAUCAUUCCCCGCCUUGAUGCACUAAUGAUGGUUCUCAAAUCGUGCAAUGGAGAUUCCUGCCGCGAGCCAUGGCGGCAGCUUCACCCGAAGGGCUACGUGAAUAACUUAGCCGAUGCACUGGACUCAGGGUUUGAUGAAUUCUAUGCGAACCAGCCGAAGGUGUCAUUCUCGGAAUGUAGCCUUGGGUAUCAUAUUUAUGCAGAGGGGCCACAGGAAUUCAAUAUUUAUGGAAGUGGGUCAACCGCGAAGAGGAGUGAAGGGGAGUAUGUGUCGAAGUCCCACCGUUGCAAGACCUGGGAAAGAUACACAAAAUUGGGCUGUCGACUGCUAAUGCAAGAAACAUCCGUUCCUAUCACGCCAAUACCGAGAACAAGCGAUGCAGCUAUUCAUACCAACAUGAUUACACAUUUCAAGAACGACACCACAUUCGGACAAUCGGCACAAACUUGCUCCACUGAUAUUAUAAGAACCGAGAUAGUAAACUCUGGAAUGCACCCCUUACCAUUGUUAGAAAUAUAG